GGGCGUGGGGGAGGGGAGAGGGAAACAUGGGGGACUUGAUACCCAUCUCGCCCGUGUACACCCCGUUGCCCUCUCGGCCGGUGAUGGACGAGAAGACGGUGGUGGAGAUCCUGCGGGAGAUCCUGGCCGAGGUGGUGCGGGGCACGGCCCAGGAGUCGGUGGAGGACAUGACCAUGCUGAUGGCCGAGGACAUCCUGAACCUGCUGGUGGACGAGUACUCCAAGGAGGUGGAGAAGCAGUUCAUGGAGGAGCUCAAGGACUUGAACCUGAGCAGCAGCGAGUCCUCCAGCUCCGAUUUCGAGGUCUUCCAGGACCAGGUGGUCCAACAAAUAUUUGAUGGUAGAUUGACAAAAGAACUAAUAAAUGAGGGAUUGUCAAAUUUGAGCCACUCAGCUUCUGGCCAGGAACAGGUCUACCUCAAUCUCUCCCUGCCUGAUCUUGAGUUAAUCGAUGUAUCUAUUCUUUCGGAGUACAAUUUCAUUCAGAACAUUGACAUUUCUAACAACAAAAUUACGGAUAUGUCCUGGGUCAACCAUAUGCCACACCUGUUGCAGCUGAAUGCCUCCGAAAAUGAACUGACUUCUUUCUUUCAAUUCAAGCCACCCAAACAUCUUAAGGAAGUGGAUUUUUCCUACAACAACAUAUCUGAAAUGGAGGAUCUAUCAGCCUAUCAGUUUCUUUCUAAACUGAUUUUGGACAAUAAUCAAAUCUCUGAAAUCAAAGGCUUGGAGAACUGCAAUGGCCUCAUAUACCUAAGCCUGGCACAUAACGACAUUUAUGAAAUUACUGGCCUGGAAAAUCUGCCAAUUACAUUUCUUUCUCUGCGGGAUAACCAUCUCACAGACAUACGUGAGCUGAUGAAACUGGAAUCCCUGCAGCAGAUUGAUUUGUCAAAAAAUGAAAUAAAAUGCAUGGGGGGCCUGGAGGACCAUGACUUAUUGCAAGUGAUCAAUCUGGAGGACAAUCAGAUCAGCGAAUUGAAUGAACUGCAUCACAUAGAAAAACUCCCAUAUCUGGAAUUCCUGAACCUGCUUAACAACCCAAUUCAGGACAAUCCAGAUUAUUGGCUAACUGCCCUUUUCAAGGCACCAAAACUCACUGAACUGGAUCACAAAAAAGUGAAGAUCACUGAUAAGGUUGCUGCAGUCAACAAAUAUAACCCACCCCCGGAAGUGGUAGCGGCAAGAGAUCACAUGACCCAUGUGAUGAAUUAUUUUCUGCAACCCCAGAGGAUUUCUGACAGCACCUUGCUUAGCCUUGACAUGCCAUAUCCAGUGUUGGUUCUGACAGGGCCUCAGGCCAGUGGGAAAAGAGAACUUGCUCAUAUGCUUUGCCAAGAGUUUUCCAAUUUCUUUGGAUACUGUGCGUGUCACACCACUCGAAAACCUUACCUUGGCGAAAAGGAAGGAUGUGACUAUUAUUUUGUAUCCAAAGAGAUAUUUGAAGCCAUGAUUGAUGAGGGGAAGUUUAUUGAGACAAUAAAGUACAAUGGACAUUACUAUGGGCUGAGCAGAGAUGCACUGGAAGCUGUAGCCAGAGAAGGGCUUGGCUGCUGCAUUCAAAUGGAAUUGGAGGGUGUUCGUAGCUUGAAGAAGACUUACUUGGAGCCUCGGUACAUUCUCCUGAUUCCAUUGGAUAAGGAGGAGUACAAGAGAAGGCUGUGGCUGAGAGGGAUGACCCAUAAAUCAGAAAUUGACGUUGCCAUUUCCAGAGUUGACACCUACAUUAAAAUGAAUCAAGAUCAUCCCGGAUACUUUGACUCAGUAAUUAACACCAAUGAUCUUAUGGAUGCAUAUGCACACCUGAACCAGCUGCUCAGGGAGUACUUGAAUCUUACUGAUCAAACGAGCAGUGACAGCGACAGAAUCACAGCAGGGGACAAAAGGCAAACUAGUGGAAGUCUGAAAGUAACACCCGAUGAGAAAGAAGUUUCCACAGACAACCAACUAAACCAGAGUAAAACAGGAUCAUCCUCUGUCGAUUUCAGUGACUCCGCUACCAGAAACUACUCCUCCAGAGUACAGGCUAGACUUUCAUCAGAAAAGACAUCAAUGGAACAAGAUUCUAUUGAGCGACGUGAACAGAUGGCACGAGAAGCUGUGCAAGGGAGAAUCCCACUCGCCUCCAUCUGUCUAUUCCACAGAAUUCCAGUCAUCUCCUCAUAUGUAGGCGCACCUGAUGAACAGUUAUCAGAUGUGUUGUUUUUCACAUCUAUGAUGCCCAACGCAAGCAACAGCACACAAUCCCAGAUCAGCAAGGCUCCUGAAGACAGGAGCAAUAUUGAGGAGUCCAAAACCACCUCAAGUGUGACAACAUUUUCAUCUGCUGAAAUAUUUUCGGAACACGGCGAUUCUCUGUCUGUAAAUGGCAGCCUUAAUCUGGACGUACUGAACCUAUUGGAGUCAAAGCGAACAAGCGAACCGGCUACAUAUGGUUUCGGUGAUGACAUGACAGACAACGCAUCCGAUCAAGAUUUACAGGACAGCGAGCAACGUGAAGCCAGGUUAUCUCUAAGUGGACCUGUAGCUGCUCCUACCUUUCGAAUCGGGGAUAAUAUUAAGCCUGUUCUACCUCCCAUUCCGUCAGGAUGGAAGAGGGAAAUCCCAGAGGAGCCUGCUUAUCACCAAAAUGAAAAUUUAACUCCUUCCUAAAACUCUUCGUUGAUAUCAUUAAACAUUUGUUUACUGUGAAUUUGUCAUUUUAUUUAG
Messenger RNA from Callorhinchus milii (elephant shark), 2708 nucleotides. It is a transcript of the gene lrguk, whose product is annotated as leucine-rich repeats and guanylate kinase domain containing. NCBI's taxonomy places the organism in Eukaryota, Metazoa, Chordata, Chondrichthyes, Chimaeriformes, Callorhinchidae. Gene Ontology annotation, cellular component: cytosol. The record is from RefSeq and is a predicted model, not a curated record. The coding region runs from base 27 to 2651 and encodes 874 amino acids. Gene Ontology annotation, molecular function: protein binding; GMP kinase activity. The transcript has 20 exons.